UUCAUCAGCCAUCUGCCUAUUAGCGCUAAGUGAAAUCGUAUUCUUAUUACUUAGUCUGUCCAUUUUACAAAAUAAGUAGAAAUGUAUAAUGGUAAUAGGAGAUCAGGGAAUUAUAAACCAAGCAUCUGGGAUGAUGAUUAUGUGCAAUCUAGAACCGCUAUCUACACUGAAAAAGAGUUCUCUAAACGGGCAGCUGAGCUAAAAGAAGGUGUGAGGAAAAUGGUGGAGGAAAAAAUGGAUCCGUUGGAAAAGCUUGAGCUUGUGGAUCUCCUGCAAAGACUGGGCGUAUCCUAUCAUUUUGAGGAUGAAAUACACCAUGUUUUGGAGCAUAUGUACACCUCUUGCUGCUGUAAUGGUGAUCAAGAUUUAUAUGCUACUUCUUUGCAGUUCCGGCUGCUUAGACAGCAGGGAUACAAAGUCCCUCAAGAGGUUUUCUGUGGUUUCAUGGACGACGAAGGAAAUUUUAAGAGAAGCUUGAGCGAGGAUACGAAGGGAAUCCUUAGUCUGUAUGAAGCAACAUACCUAUGCAUGGAGGGUGAGAGCAUUAUGGAAGCAGCCCAACAUUUCUGCACUAAACAUCUUAGAGAAAUCCAAAACAUGAAGGUCAUAUUAGAUCAAGAUCUGGUGGACCAUGCUCUAGAAAUGCCUCUAUACUGGAGGAUUCAGAGGUUUGAAGCAAGAUGGUUCAUAUCCGUUUAUGAAAACAGACACAACAUGAACCCAGUUUUAUUGGAGUUUGCUAAACUGGACUACAAUAUGGUUCAAGCCAAAUAUUUGGAGGAAUUAAAGCAAAUGUCCAGGUGGAAUAGAGAUAUCCGUCUAGCGGAGAAGAUGAGCUUUGCAAGGGACCGGUUGGUGGAGGGUUUCUUAUGGGCUAUGGGGUUCACUCCUGAUCCUCAGUUCGAAUACUGCAGAAAGAUUUCAACUAAGCUCGCUGUACUGUUAACAGUUCUUGAUGACCUUUACGAUGUUUACGGAGGCUUGGGCGAUCUGGAGAUCUUUACUGAUGUCGUUCAGAGAUGGGAUGUAAAUGCAGCUGAGACACUUCCAGAGUAUAUGAAGAUUUGUUUUCUAGCCAUUUUCAACUCCAUGAAUGAACUGGGUUAUGAUGUUCUGAAAGACCAAGGUUUAAGCAUUAUUACAAACAUAAGAAAACAGUGGGCAAAUCUCUGUAAAUCAUACUUACUGGAAGUGAAGUGGAAUGUGGGUAGAUAUACUCCAAGCCUGAAUGAGUACCUGGAUACCGCCUUCAUAACAAUUUCUGGUCCUCUACUAUUAAUGCAUGCUUAUUUUUGCAUUACAAAUCCCAUUAACGUUGAAGAUCUGCAACACUUAGAACAAUAUCCUGGAAUCAUUCGCUGCUCUGCCAUGAUUCUUCGUCUUGCAAAUGACUUGGGAACUUCACCGGAUGAAAUGCUGAGAGGAGAUAUUGCGAAAUCAAUCCAGUGUUAUAUGCGUGAAAGUGGGUGUUCAGAAGAGAAAGCUGGGGAGCAUAUCAAUGGCUUAAUUGCAGAAACGUGGAAGAAACUGAACACAGAAUUAGUGAAGAUGGAGCGUCCUCUUCCCAAAGAGUUUAGAAGAACAGCGAUGAAUCUUGCUCGAAUUUCUCAAUUUAUAUACCAACACGGAGACGGAUUUGGUGUCCGCCCAGAUGAGAUGAAGAAUCGCAUUGUGGAUCUGUUCUUUGAACCCAUCCCCAUGCCGUGAAAUCUGCCUGCGGCCAAUUCCCAUCCAUCCUCAGCUAUCUAAAUCUAUAUAUAAGUAAUCUACAGAUUCCUUUUCGUCGUGUCAGUGGUGAAAUCUGCUUUGGUGUUCGUCCGAUCCAGAUCACAACAAGAAUCGCAUAGCAUCUCUGUUCUUUGAACCCAUUCCCCUUCCCUGAAAUCUGCCUGUAAUUCCUUAGUAAUAUAAAUAAGGAAUCAUAUAUUUUCUUCUAUG
Ipomoea nil (Japanese morning glory) is the source of this 1938-nucleotide messenger RNA. Its product is annotated as (-)-alpha-terpineol synthase-like. Lineage: Eukaryota; Viridiplantae; Streptophyta; Magnoliopsida; Solanales; Convolvulaceae. Gene Ontology annotation, molecular function: magnesium ion binding; terpene synthase activity. The record is from RefSeq and is a predicted model, not a curated record. Gene Ontology annotation, biological process: diterpenoid biosynthetic process. The transcript is spliced from 7 exons. The coding region runs from base 82 to 1707 and encodes 541 amino acids.